Molecule: messenger RNA, 7598 nt
Organism: Rhineura floridana
Lineage: Eukaryota; Metazoa; Chordata; Lepidosauria; Squamata; Rhineuridae
Gene: ZBTB44
Product: zinc finger and BTB domain containing 44
Exons: 6
Coding region: 575-2425 (616 amino acids)
Molecular function (GO): protein binding
Source: RefSeq, a predicted model, not a curated record
CCCGUCCCUUCACAACAGCCGACGCCGCGUUGCAUUGUGGGACACAAACAAAGUGCCCGGCUAGGCUGGAGUGAAGGGUGGCGGGGGGGGGGGGAGGAGGAGAGCUUGAGCGCCUGGGCCCCGCGCGCCAGUUACCUAGCCAGCGCGUGAGUGGCCCCGCGCCAUCGUCGCCGCCUCCUCCCCCAAUCCCCCCUCCACCUCGCUGCGCGAGAGCGCUUGCGUACGGGCGCGCAGGCCUCCGCCUCCUCCUCCUCUCUUUCCUCCUCCCCCCUUCUUUUUGACGCCCGCGGCGCGAGCCCAGAAGAACCAACGGCUGUGGUGCUGCUGGCGGCGGUGGCCGCCAUGGCCCAGCACGGGCCUAGACGCGGGCCGAGAUAGGGGGGAGGCGGCUUCGCCUCUAGGCCCGGGGAGGGGGACGAAAAGAAGAAAGCUCGGUCUCCUGCAGAUAUAUAUGUAUAUAUUUACACACACACACACACACACACGCCUACCGAGCCCGGAAAAGGAGAGAGCCUCGCCAAUAGCAGGCACAUAUUGAUCUCUUGCAUUGUGGAUAUUAGCAAAACCAGAAAAAAUGGGUGUCAAAACAUUUACCCACAAUUCCCCUGCUCACAGCCAAGAGAUGCUUGGAAAGCUUAAUAUGCUACGAAACGAUGGGCAUUUCUGUGACAUCACCAUUCGUGUCCAAGACAAAAUCUUUAGAGCACACAAGGUUGUACUGGCAGCCUGCAGUGACUUCUUCCGUUCCAAGUUGGUUGGCCAAGCAGAAGAUGACAGCAAAAGUGUACUUGACCUGCAUCAUGUGACAGUGACUGGGUUCAUGCCUCUUCUGGAAUAUGCAUACACAGCAACAUUGUCUAUUAACACAGAAAAUAUUAUUGAUGUCUUGGCUGCAGCCAGCUAUAUGCAAAUGUUCAGUGUUGCUAGCACCUGUUCCGAGUUUAUGAAGUCGAGCAUUUUAUGGAACACUCCCAGUAGCCAACAAGAAAAGGUGCUAGAUACAGGACAGGAAAACAGUGCAAACUGCAAUUUUACCUCUCGAGAUGGUAGCCUUUCUCCAGUUUCCUCUGAAUGCAGUGUGGUGGAAAGAACCAUUCCGGUUUGCAGAGAGUCACGACGGAAGCGCAAAAGCUACAUAGUUAUGUCACCAGAAAGUCCGCUUAAAUGUAGCACUCAGACAAACUCACCACAGGUUCUGAAUCCUUCAGCUACCUAUGCAGAGUCUAGAAGUCACCCUGUGGAUUCUUCUUUAGCUUUUCCUUGGACUUUCCCUUUUGGAAUUGACCGAAGACUUCAAUCGGAGAAGGUGAAGCAAGCAGAGAAUUCUCGGACUCUAGAAGUGCCUGGUCCAUCUGAAGCAUCUAGAAGAAUUGCUGAUUAUGUGACUUGUGAGAGCACAAAGGCCAGUUCGCCUCUAGUAAUUGAAGAAGAUGUGCGUGUAAAAGUGGAAAGGUUAAGUGAUGAGGAAGUCCAUGAGGAAGUAUCACAGCCUGUCAGUGCAUCCCAAAGCUCUCUGAGUGAUCAACAGACAGUUCCAGGAAGCGAACAAGUUCAGGAGGACCUUUUGAUCAGCCCGCAGUCAUCUUCUAUAGGUUCAAUAGAUGAAGGGGUCACUGAGGGAUUGCCAACACUCCAGAGUACCUCUGGUGGUAACGUCCAUGCAGAUGAUGAUGAUAGAUUGGAGAAUGUCCAGUAUCCUUACCAACUCUAUAUUGCUCCUUCAACCAGUAGCACAGAGAGACCCAGCCCAAAUGGCCCUGAUAGACCUUUUCAGUGUCCAACCUGUGGUGUUCGAUUUACCCGUAUUCAGAACUUAAAACAGCACAUGCUGAUCCACUCAGGCAUUAAACCAUUUCAGUGUGACCGUUGUGGGAAAAAGUUCACCCGGGCUUAUUCGCUAAAGAUGCAUCGCCUGAAGCACGAAGGUAAACGCUGUUUCCGGUGCCAGAUAUGUAGUGCCACUUUCACUUCCUUCGGGGAAUAUAAACACCACAUGCGGGUUUCCCGGCACAUUAUCCGCAAGCCUCGGAUUUAUGAGUGCAAAACAUGUGGCGCCAUGUUCACCAACUCUGGAAAUUUAAUCGUUCAUCUGAGGAGUCUGAACCAUGAAGCGUCAGAGCUAGCAAACUACUUCCAGAGCAGUGAUUUCCUAGUACCGGACUACUUAAACCAAGAACAAGAAGAGACCCUUGGCCAGUAUGAGCUAGGAGAGCAUGGAUUUGAAAGCAGCUCCUCUGUCCAAAUGCCUGUUAUUUCGCAGGUUUCAUCAACUCAGAAUUGUGAAAGCACUUUCUCCUUGGGGCCUCUGGGUGGGUUGGCAGAAAAGGAGGAAGACAUGCCAGAGCAGCCAAAGACUAUUGCAAGUGCCGAGGCAAGCCGAGAUGACCCCCCGAAACCGGGGCUCUCGUCUAUUACUAUUGAAUAAGUCAAGCGUUUGGUUUCAUUUUUGUCUUUUUGGAAAGUGCCUGUGUUUGGUCUUGUACAUUUUAAUUUAAUUUUCAGAAGGGGGGGUAAAAUGUAUCCCUUUUUAUUUUGUAAGCUAUGCUGUUAAAACCAUAAACUGCAACAGAUAUCACACUAUUCUUCACAACCAAACAGGCUCUUCUGUGGAAAAGUUUUAAGACUGAAAUGCACAGUAAGGUUCUGUCAGAACAUCAUCUGCACUUCUAAAGGAAAGCUAAGCACACACAAACUACAUUUAUGGUUUCUUAUUCUGAAAUUAGACCUAAUUAUUAAUGGAUUACUUUGCCUACCCUGUUUUUGCUGGAUUUCUGAUAAAGGAAGAGAAAUUAGUGGCUCUUGAAAUGAUGUGGUUUGAGUACACAAAAAAAGAAAGUACGAAAGAGUAAAAUCAGCUGUGUUGAUAUAAAUUUGAGUAUUGUCUAGAAGGAAUCAGUUCAGUCUCCCUUUCUUUUAGGUAUGUUUACUAUAACCAUUUCUAAAACUUGCCAGACCUCUGUUUUUAAAGUGAAUGAUUGAUUCACUUUGACAAAGCAAAGAGGGACAUGCCCAGGUAUGCUCACCUCUGGUAUGCCACUCCUUUUUAGAAACUGCACAUCCAAAUGGCCUUAUCCAGAUUUGAUUCUCUGAAGUGAUACAUAAAAACUCUCUAGUCAAGAAGGCCUAGUUAUAGUUAACAUCUUGGGCUAGCAGAAAAAUACAAGGAGAGCGUUUACAAAUGGCAAAAGAGCUUUUGUGCAUUAAUGUACUCUUUUGCAGUUAUACAUAUGUGUGUGUACUUACUGCGGUUUUAUUAGUCUGUUUUUAGAUAAUACAAGUAAUUUAUUUUCUUUUAGAGGCGAAGUUUCUAACCCAACAGAGGUUGUUGACAAAAGGCUUGUUAACAAUGAUAAAAUGUUCUUUUUCAAAAACAUUUUUAUACCCUUGCCAAGCUGGUUUCAUAAAAGCCAUUACUCCAGCUACAUACACAGCUCCAGCAAGCAAUAAUCUGGAAGACUUACCGUUUCAUUUUUCCCUCUUAAGUUUAUAAAAGUUAUAAACACAUCAUAGGGCAUUUUCAGGCCAGCAGUUUUUGGAUUUUUUUGCCAAUAUCUUCUGUUAUUGGUAAGCUUAGAAAUUUAAAUUAAACUACAUUUGUUCUCUUUUUUUUUCCUUGUUCAUUUGAUUUUGAGCAUCCUGAAACAUCUGGGCUUAAUAAUUCACCAAAUGCUUUUUAAACAGAUAUUUUAUCUGUGAAAGCACCAGUUCACAUUAUCAUCAAACUGAGAAUAAAAUUAAAAAGGGGUGAUAGGGGGGAAAAACAGUUGAGUAACUGCAGAGGGUAAUUAACAAGGCUGAUAUUUUAUGCAGCAGUAGUUGAAGUAUAUGGAAAACUGGAAAUCAUAGUUUCAAAGAAAUGUGAUUUCUCCUUAUAGAAAAACUAAGGAGACCUCUCUUUGUAUGAGUGCUCUGUUAAAUAGGUUGAGGUUUUUCUUCCCAUGAAUUUUAAAUAAAAUGGAUGAAAUUUAAAUCACGCUUCCAGAUUAGUAGGCAGUAUUUUCAGUAGGAAAUGUGCCCUCUGAAGCUCUAACUGAGUUCCUAUAUGAAUUAUGAUGGUUCUAUCAUAAAACAAAAACCAGCAAAACAUGAUUGUUUGUACAGUAAUUUUAAUAAUUCGAAUAAUUCUUGUAGAAGAAUUGGACUGUCCAUUUAUAAAUGCAGGAUGAAACUGGCUCAAAGUAGCAAAUUUAUCACAAAAUCAUAUUAAGACCAUGAGUCUAAAUGGUGCAGAAAGCUCAUAUGCAUUCAUACACAGCAAAUCAUCCAGCAGGUGCAGUGUGCAGUUAUGAGUUAUCUACAGAGGAUUUUUUUUCUGCCUGUACAUUGCAUCUUAUCUAUAUAAGGUCCAUUAUGAGGCAUUAUUUCAGAGUGUAAAUUGUACAUUUGAUACAUGCAAAUGUAGAGCAGGUGAUCUACAUUAAAAGAUUUUUAGGAGAUAUGAAACUUCAGAUCAGAAGUAAAUUGCUUUCUGAAAAAGUAAUACUAAGGAAAACACUAAAAGAAGAAAUUUAUAAAAGCUGUGUUCAAGCUCCAGUUAUGAAAAGUAAAAUUGAACAUAGUUACUGUUUACAUGAAUUAUGGGGUCCUGUGUUGUCUCAUGGUACAGAAAGCCCAUACCUUGUUGUAUUUAUUCAGUAUUUUUAAAUCUCAGCGCAACAAAGGAUCAGUUCACAGCUCUAUGUUCCACAGAAAUAACCUUUUUGUAUACAUAAGUGUUUCCUGUUGAAGAAAUAGCCCCUCUCCAUAGACCUACUUAUCAGGGACAAAAGUCUCUCUCUUCUUGUUUUUAUACAUUGGCAUUCUGGAAAUAAUAACUUCUUGAGUAAAACUUCAGUUAGAAGCAUUUAAAAUGUCCUUGUGUGGGUGAAUUCAUGGUCUAAAAGCAGAUAAAUGUCUUAGCACCUUGAGCAAUUCAUAUGUUUUAACUUGAAAACAUAACCCCACUUGUUUUAAAUUUAACUUAACUUCCAAGAAAGUGUGCCUAGUAUGAAUAAGCUAUUGUUUUAAGUCAGGGAUGGCAAACUGUCAGCCCCAUGGAAUCUCUUUGGCCUCCAAGAUAAUUUUGUCAGGCCCCUGAAAGAUCUGAAUUCUGGCCAGUGCUAUGGAGAAAUAAUUUACUACUACUCCUGUAGCAUCUAUCUCUUAUCCAAGCCAGAGUGCCUGGCUUUCACUCAUCCAUCCCAACCUGGACUCUUAAAGGAGAAUUGCCACAGCUUGCUGCCACAGUCUUCUCUUUCAGGGAGCAUCAGUAAACUAACCUAAAAGUAGCUAGCUGGAUGUACAGUUCUAGUAGCUAGCUGGAUGUACAGCUUAAAAAGGUUGAUCAUCCCUGUUUUAAAUUCAAUUGAACAUAAGUUCUGUUCCAUCUUUUCAAAGGUAUCAUCACAAGAAUUUCAUUUGGGGCUAAAUUGUUUUUCCAACCCAAGAUAGCAAAAUUGAGUUUAACUUUGGUAACACAGGAGAAACCUUUUGUAGUGUUGGGAUUAUCAUUGCAAUUCAAGUUAUUCGUAUGGUCGCUCCAGGAAUCUGGAUGUGCUGUACAGCCUUUCUUUCCAUGAUUUGUGUGUGAGAGAUUUAUAUUCAUAUGAAAAGCAUCUGUUGGAAAGGGCACAAAUAGGUGUUAGGAUCUACACCUGAUAUUUCUUCACUUCUCCUAUAGAAGGAGCAGAGCUUGCACACUGAGUGAGGAUUUAAAAAGGUGGAGGGGCUGAUUUUAAUGUGCCAACAGAUGACACCCACAAAUGGGUAUGGAGAGUGUGUGUACAUGAGGAUGAGUUCAUGUUCCCUCAAAGUGCAACAUAGAAUGUCAGUUUCAUUUAGCAAACAUCCUUGUACUGUAUCACCAGCGUAGGGCUCACUGUACCUUGGAUACAUCUUUUAAAAGUCAAUCUCUUUUCUCUGACCAAUGUUAUGCUCCCAGUUCCAAUUCAGAACACGAUAUCUUGUGUCUUUGAGAAUAGCUCUAGUCUGGGCACUUAUCCUUAGUGUGCAAAGUGUAAAUGUGAAUUUUUGUUGUUUUUGAGCAACCAGUGCCAGUGUAGCAAUAUAUAUAUAUAUAUAUUAUAUUUUAUAAAACUAUAAUCCCUAGGCCCCAGGUCCCAAAAGAGAUUAAAAUUGUAUUUUUUUAACAAUGCAUUUGCAAAUUUUAAAUAGUGGCUUUGGUCAGGUUUUUGGGGGUGGGGUGGGGGGACUGUUGCUACUUUUUCUUCACUAGCCUCAAGGUGGAAGAUAGUAGAGGGUUAGAUCCUGAUCCCCUACCUUUUUCUUAAGAGUCUGCAGAACAUGGUGUACCAGGAAUGCUUUGAAUGUGGAUCAAUAUAAAGGAGGCAAUUUUUACUCUUGGUUGCCUUUCUGCAGAAACUAUAAGGCUUGAUUUUCUUAUCCCAAUCAAUAAUGAACCAACAAAAACAAUGUCACAGUCCUUGACCUAAGACUCUGUAGGAAUAGUGGUUCCUGCCUAGAUUCAGGGUUAUACUCUGCCCUGCUACAAGGCUUUGGGGGUCACACUUGGCUGGGAAGUGGGGUAAUAUAAGAAAUCAAAUACUAGAGCUCAUCAUAGAAUAAAGCUGGUAUUUAAAAAAAAGAUACAAAUAUUUUUAAAUGCAGAAUAACUGGUUUUAAAGCUCUCUGGUGUGUGUUGUUUUUAUUUUAAUUUCUCUGUGUGAUAUCAGAGUACUUCAGCAGUUCUCAUACAUCUCACCCAGAGGCCUGGUUGCAUUAAUGGUGCUUUCAUGCAACGUUUUUGUGACCUGUUUUCUGGGUGAGGGUUAACAGAGACUUCAAAAGGGUAAUGCUAUUUGUUUUGGUUUGAUUUAGGGUGCCACAUGCUGUCAAUUUUAUUCUGACUACAGCCCGCACCAAUGGAAGCUUGAGAGAGCUUCCUGGCCCAUGCUUGCAGUGCUGUUUCUGGGCCUUUGUGAACUCCUUAAAGGGGAAGGGAGUAAAGCUGGAGUCAGAAAUGUGAAUUGAACUCUGAAGGGGCCCCUCCCCCUUUGAACUGUGCCAGUCUUCAGUCACCAGCCGCUAUUUCAUAGAGCUUUUCUUGUCUGUGCCGACCACAGCUAGGCUACUUGGCAUGUUUAUUGACUUAAUGGAAAAAUGUUUUCUGGGUUUGGUUUUAUUUUUAAUGUUGAAAUACACUUUGCAUUUUAUAUACUAUAUCUGGCUAUUAGUAUUUUUCAGGAACCCAUAGUUCUUGGUGGCUAUAUAUAUAUUUUUGUGACUUUUUGUAAACUAAAGUGCCGUUUCACUGUUACAAUCAUUUUUAGAGUUCUUGUAAUCAAUGUGAAUAUCAUGGUUUUUUCAAAAUCUGUUCUGAGCCUGUAGUGUUCGCUUUUGUGAUUCUCCGUGUAAUGUAUAUAUUCUGUAUAGUUACCUUGUACUGAAAUAUUAGCUUGUUUGAUAUAAGAAGAAUAUGUAUUGGGUACCUUUUUUGCUAGCCUGGUUGUUUAAUCUUUGAAAAAAACUUCAAAAACAAAAAAAAUCUCCAGACUGGUCCCAUUAUAAGUCAAAAUUGAGAGGGAAGAAAAACUAGUUUUGAGUGUCUUUGGAUAGAAACAUAAGAUUUUUCAUUAAAAUAUUAAUGUUUUAUGGAGUAA